Messenger RNA from Rhinopithecus roxellana (golden snub-nosed monkey), 1262 nucleotides. It is a transcript of the gene NAA20, whose product is annotated as N(alpha)-acetyltransferase 20, NatB catalytic subunit. Gene Ontology annotation, biological process: N-terminal peptidyl-methionine acetylation. The coding region runs from base 285 to 821 and encodes 178 amino acids. The transcript has 6 exons. The record is from RefSeq and is a predicted model, not a curated record. Gene Ontology annotation, molecular function: protein-N-terminal amino-acid acetyltransferase activity. Lineage: Eukaryota; Metazoa; Chordata; Mammalia; Primates; Cercopithecidae. Gene Ontology annotation, cellular component: NatB complex.
UUUCCUUCCCAGGUGUCGCCGCCUGCUUUCUACAGCCACUUCCCAGGAGGGGUUCCGACGUUCUGGGCAGCCAGAGCCCGGGAGGCCUUAUAGGAGCGGCCUGGCAAUUCUCGCCGCCUGCCGCCAGAGGAAGCUGCUUCGCUGCUGUGGUUGCCGAGCAACUCGUAGCCCGGAAGCAAUACCCCGCCCAGCUCGGUUCUGCGGCGGCCGCACUCCGGUAGACUUCCGGCGGCGGGGCAGGCGCUGGGUCUUGGCGAACGGGCUUCGGAAGCGGCGGCGGCGCGAUGACCACGCUACGGGCCUUCACCUGCGACGACCUGUUCCGCUUCAACAACAUUAACUUGGAUCCGCUUACAGAAACUUAUGGAAUUCCUUUCUACCUACAGUACCUCGCCCACUGGCCAGAGUAUUUCAUAGUUGCAGAGGCACCUGGUGGAGAAUUAAUGGGUUAUAUUAUGGGUAAAGCAGAAGGCUCAGUAGCCAGGGAAGAAUGGCAUGGGCACGUCACAGCUCUGUCUGUUGCCCCAGAAUUUCGACGCCUCGGUUUGGCUGCUAAACUAAUGGAGUUACUAGAGGAGAUUUCAGAAAGAAAGGGUGGAUUUUUUGUCGAUCUCUUUGUAAGAGUAUCUAACCAAGUUGCAGUUAACAUGUACAAGCAGUUGGGCUACAGUGUAUAUAGGACGGUCAUAGAGUACUAUUCGGCCAGCAACGGGGAGCCUGACGAGGACGCUUAUGAUAUGAGGAAAGCACUUUCCAGGGACACUGAGAAGAAAUCCAUCAUACCAUUACCUCAUCCUGUGAGGCCUGAAGACAUUGAAUAACCCUGGGCAGUGGUUCUUAGGCAGAUACUCUAGAUACUUUAUCGACAAUAUUAUUUUCAUUGGAUGAUGCUGGAGCUCUCUUAGGAGAAAAGUAAUCAUUUUAGGUCUUAAAGACUUCAAGAAAAUACAGGUUAUCAAUUUAUUUAAAAUCUCAUUGUUUCCAGUUAGCAAUGUCAUACCUAUUAAAGCUGUUCACUAACAAAAUUCAAUCAAAAAGGCAGCUAGGUCAGAAGGAAACAUCCCACUCUCAUGGUUCAUAAUAUUCACUGUAUGUAUGCUAGGGAAAAGAUUUGCUUCAGUCUCCUCCUAAAUUCUGUGCCUGAGAACCACUGCUGCAUAUAUUUGUUUUUAAAUUUUGUAUUGAACUGUUAAUUGAAGCUUUAAAAGCAUAUAUGAAAUGUAUAAAUCUAAGAUGUAUAAUAAAAUACAUUGUUGACCCUA